Messenger RNA from Clarias gariepinus (North African catfish), 4987 nucleotides. It is a transcript of the gene fcho2, whose product is annotated as FCH and mu domain containing endocytic adaptor 2. Gene Ontology annotation, biological process: synaptic vesicle endocytosis; clathrin coat assembly; clathrin-dependent endocytosis. The record is from RefSeq and is a predicted model, not a curated record. The transcript is spliced from 26 exons. Gene Ontology annotation, cellular component: plasma membrane; cytoplasm; clathrin-coated vesicle. Lineage: Eukaryota; Metazoa; Chordata; Actinopteri; Siluriformes; Clariidae. The coding region runs from base 197 to 2671 and encodes 824 amino acids.
AACGCCAAGAAGCAGAAGAAGAAGAGUGGAGUUUUUAGAGCGGAUGUAGAAAAGAAACAGAAGAGGAGAAGGAGAGAAAAGAGCUCCAAACGAUAUAAAAUUGGGGAAGGGCGUUAGAUAAGGUGUUUUAAUUGACACUGAAGUUUAAAAAAAGGGAAGACAGGAACGACUUAGGAGUAAAAAUAAAGAAAGCAAGAUGAUACAGCCUUACUUCCUGGAAAAUUUCUGGGGUGAAAAAAAUAAUGGGUUUGAUGUCCUCUACCAUAACAUGAAACAUGGACAGAUAUCCAGCAAGGAACUUGGAGAUUUCAUCAGAGAAAGGGCUACAAUUGAAGAGACAUACUCCAGAGCGAUCACCAAAUUGGCCAAGUCUGCUAGCAACUUCUCCCAGUUGGGGACAUUUGCUCCAGUAUGGGAUGUCUUGAAGGUGUCAACAGAAAAACUGGCUGGCUGUCACAUGGACCUGGUGCGCAAAUUGCAAGACCUCAUUAAGGAGGUGCAGAAGUAUGCAGAAGAACAGACCAAAGCCCAUAAGAAGACUAAGGAAGAAGUGGCGCCCACGCUGGAGGCUGUGCAAAACAUCCAGAGUGUAUCCCAGGCAUUGCAAAAAAGUAAAGAAAACUACAACAGCAAGACUCUGGAACAGGAACGCAUGCGCAAAGAGGGUUCCACUCAGAGAGACCUAGAUAAGGCUGGGGUGAAGGUUAAGAAAGCGAGAGAAGUAUACAAGUCCUAUGUGGAGAAAUACGGCAGCACAAAGGCUGAAUUUGAGCAAAAAAUGACAGAAACAGCACAGAAGUUUCAGGACAUCGAAGAAAAUCAUGUUAUGCAAAUGAAGGAAAUUAUCCAGUCAUAUUGUUACUUAAUUGAGGAUACACACAAACAGACUGGAGAGGUGCAGAAAGAGUUUGUGAAUAAUAUGGAGAACACGUCUGUGGAAAGUCUAUUACAGAAACUGGCUGAGAGCAAAGGGACCGGCAGAGAAAGGCCAGGGCCCAUUGACUUUGAGGAAUGUAAUGUUUCUCUUACUACAGAAGCUGCCAAACCUAGAAAGAGGAAGACCUUUGCAAUUCCAGGACGAAGAAAAGAUAAGGAUACAGAUUCCACUGAAUCUACAGAAGCCGAAACUCCUAACACAGCCAAUGGAGCACCCCCAGAUUUUUAUGGACCCAUAGAUUUUCAGAAUGCUAAUGUCCCUCAGGUGGAUGAAGAAGGUUUCUGUAUCAGGCCAGAAUUCAGUGAAAAUGAUACCAAAGACAACUCUUCAUCCAGUGAUUCAGAUGAAGAAGAAGAGCGCAGAAAAUUUCAUGUGGAAAUCAAACCUGUGCAGCCCAACAGUGGCACACAGCAGCACAAAGCCAACAUCGAUGAACUGAAGGCUUCUGUUGGAAACUUAACCCUUUCCCCCUUUGCUACGGUCCACAUGAGAAGGAACCAGUCCAGUGAUGAGUUGGGAAGAUCCAGAACACAGCAAGUGUCCUACCCAGAUAGAAUGACCAGCAAUGACCUCCUAUCUCUGGAUCCAUUUGGCCCCAGUCUCUCUGGUGCCACUGCCUCUAUAUCCUCAUCAGUUCCUCCACCUAACAGACCUACAACCCCUCUGGGCACAGCAGCAAUUGUUCCUCCUCCUCGUCCCUCAUCACGGCCCAAAAUGCCUGUAGGAAAAAUGACUGGCAUCAAUGAGAUUGCACGGCCAUUCAGUCCUUCUGUGGCAACCAAUGCUAGUCCUCUACCUACUGCACCUCUAGCACGAGCCGAAAGCUCCUCCUCACUGAGUUCUAACGCUUCGCUGAGUGCGAGUAACACACCCACCAUUGGGACAUCUCGUGGCCCCAGCCCAGUAACAUUAGGGUCCCAGGAUUCACUUCCCAUAGCUGUUGCUUUCACAGAGUCAGUUAAUGCCUACUUCAAAGGAGCUGAUCCCAAAAAGUGCAUAGUGAAGAUCACCGGAGACAUGACACUUUCCUUUCCUAGUGGCAUCAUUAAGAUCUUCACAUCCAGUUCCUCACCAGCUUUACUUAGCUUUAGACUCAAAAACACUAGCAAACUGGAGCAAAUACUACCAAACCAGCAUCUUCUACACAGUGACUCCUCUCAAAAUGACACUAACACUAAAGAUUUUUGGAUGAAUAUGCCUGCUCUGAUAGCAUAUCUCAGGAAGGCCUCAGAACAGAAUCCAACAUCAUCUUACUACAAUGUGGACAUCCUUAAGUACCAGGUGUGCUCCAAUGGAGUUCAAUCAACGCCGCUAAACCUAGCAGUGUACUGGAAGUGUACAGAGAGCACUACAGACCUGCGGGUGGAUUAUCACUACAACCCCGAGGCCAUGCAACCACCCGGACCACUUUGCAGCGUGCAAUUCCUUGUACCUGUUAGCGGUGGUGUCACCAACAUGCACUCACUCCCCAGUGGCAUCUGGAAUCCAGAACAAAGUAAGUCAUUAUGGAAGCUUAAUGACAUCUCUGAGAAGUCUGAAAAUGAAGGUUCUGGCUCUCUGAGGGCAAAGUUUGAGCUUUCAGAUGGCCCCUCAAUCCCAGCCACUCUGGCCGUUCAGUUCUUCAAUGAAAGUAGUACUCUCUCAGGUGUGGAAAUGGAGCUUGUCGGCUCUGGAUAUCGACUUUCCCUCAGUAAGAAGAGAUUAGUCUCUGGGCGAUAUAUGGCAGACUGCUGAGAUGUCAAACCAGAGGCACAUUUGCUCAAGUUAAAGGAUUAUUUUUGAUUGGCAUUAUAUAUACAUUUUCUCUCUUCUCAGUGGAGCUUAAAGGAAGAUGAAACAAAAGGGCUCUCACCCUGAUGGCUUUUCCUAUGCCUUGAAAUAUUCUCAUUACUUUGAACUAUCCUUCCAUCCAACCAAAUGCACCUUUCUGAAGAUGAAACACUUUUUUUAAUACACUUUCUCUUUUUCUUCUUCUUUUUCUUUUUUUAACUUAUGUAGCACUGAGAAUCAAACACUGUCUAAAAAAGAUUAAUAAAGAAAACCAAUAAGGAAUGUCCGAAUACUGAAGAAUAAGAAAAUGAAAAGUUGUAACCUGAUAUUUUUUAAUUAUUUUUAACUUUAAUAUAGUCUGUUUUUCGAUGUAUAGUUAAAUGUUAAUAUUAAAAUAUGACAUAUGUAAAAUAUGCAGUGUAAAACAAAAGGAAACAGAAAAAUAGUAUCUGCACUAACAAUUUAUCCAGAUCAUUUGUAUGGACAUUAACCUCUUAUUUGUAUAUUCAUAUUUUAUCCCUGAGGGUCAAUGAGGGACUAAAAUGCCUCAGGCAAUGUGAAACCUUGCAUUAAGUCCGAAAGCCUCCAGGACAGACCUGAGUUUUUUUCCUUAUUAAAUCUUGUAGCAUUCUGCUUAAUCUAGACAUCACGGCUAUUACCACACAGUGACAAGGUUUAUGUCUUUCAAUAGUUAGUAUUUCUUACAGUAAAUGUGCAAUGAAGGUAUAAGCUAUUAUAAAUAGAUUUUUAUGUGUUUUAUUUUCAGUUUUUAAUUUCAGUAUCAGGAAUUUUGAUCAGUUUUCUGACGUCAACAAUAUUUUAUUUUAAUUUUUUUUUUACCUUUGUGCCUAUUUUCUCAAAUCAAACUUGCGCUGUUCUAUUUUAUCCUUUUUACUGCUGGGAUCCAAAAGGGAGAACACUUAUAAAUGAAAACUUUUAAUUUAAUGCCUUGAUAAAAUGUAUUGGAAAUUCUACCAAAAAAAAAAAAGGAAAAAAAAAAAAAAGCACAGCAACACAGGGGGGCGGGGGGUACUAUCCAUAAUCACUGGUAAUCUGGUGUGAUGUGUUCUGAUCAGAUCUGAUUUUUAGAUUUGUUCUGUUAGAUUCAAAACAUCUUUUGACAUCUCUUUGACUUUUUAUUUUUAUAUUUUAUAAUUCACUGUACAUGUUGUUUGCUAUCAAAUUACAAAACUGAUGACUGUUAAACCAGCUGAAUAUUUUCUUGGAAAUUGUUGGAUAUUUGCUGUGGUUGAGUAAUCCUACUUGCAAUGAAUUAAUAAAUGACUGGGACUGAAAUGACCCAAAUGUUACAAAGGACUUGAAAAGUUAUAAUGAAAAUGGUAUUAACCUCCCCAUAUUCCUAAUUUAUUAUUUUUAUUUAAUAGUACUGUAUUUACUGUUAAAUACAAUUAGUACUGUACUUUAGUCUUAUAUUAUAUAUUAAUAUAGUACCAAAACUACAACAAUUUAAUUAUAGCUAAAACCUAGCAAUUUAAUAUCUAUGCAGCUGGCCACUUGUUUUCUACAGACACAGUGCAGUCAAGCUUGGUAGUUAUUUUAAAAACCAUUCAAAACCGUUAUAGAGUGCCAAAAGGGGGUACAUUGUGUUUUUUGUGUGUGUGUGUUUUUUUUUUUUUUUUUAUAAUGGGGAUGUGCCUUAUAUCCUUCUCUUAAGCAUUGGUUGUCUUAAGCGCUACUUUAACUGUGGAAUGAGGAAGAUAAAGACCCUUAAUAAUACAAAAUAAUUUUUGAUGUGUACUAAAAAUGUUUUGUGUAAAUGUGUAAUGAAUCCAGAGAUUGAUUUUUCUAGGGAUUUGUUUGUAGCAGCAAUAUCUUUUUGAACAAGAUAAUUUUUUUAUGACUAGGCUUGAGUUUUUUUAAUCACUCAACUUUGGUGUUUUAUUGGGAAUGUAUAAAGUGUAUGUGAUUUUAUUGAAAAUUUAUUAAAUGACAGGGCAUUUAGUAAAGAGACAGAUAUUAAGUGGUGGGCAAAAGAGUCAAAACUUAACUGUCGGACAUUUUUCUGUCCAGUAAAACUACAUUGUAUACUUUAGCAAGCUGGUUCUUGCUGCCUCCACAACCAUCAGAUAAAUGCAAAGGCAUUUUGGAGCUUUUCAGUACCUAGUCUCUGGUCUCAAUAUAUAUCAGUAUAAAUGUAUCAAAUGAUCUGUGCAAAUGAUUUUUCCCAAAAUGUUUAAACUUAACUGUUUUCUCAUGAUUUCAAUUCUGUAAUAAAUGUGUAAUCUAUAAAUCUAUACAAAUAUAAGAACUAUUGUAGAA